This is a messenger RNA of Aspergillus calidoustus, 1587 nucleotides long. NCBI's taxonomy places the organism in Eukaryota, Fungi, Ascomycota, Eurotiomycetes, Eurotiales, Aspergillaceae. The record is from the annotation of a GenBank genome assembly.
AUGGCACCCUCGUUCGCUGGGUUGUCGGGCAGGCCGCUGUCCCUGACAGUGUCGACUGUCGCGACUAUGGGUUUCCUGCUUUUCGGAUAUGACCAGGGUGUCAUGUCUGGCAUCAUUAGUGACAGAGCAUUCAACAACGUCUUCACCGCGACCAGGGACGACUCGACGAUGCAGGCUCUCGUGACAGCAGUCUACGAAUUAGGAUGUUUGUUUGGCGCCAUGUUCGCCCUGUUUUUCGGCGACAGGACGGGUCGACGGUGGAUGAUCUUCUCCGGCGCUAUCGUGAUGAUCAUCGGAGUGAUCAUCCAGGUCACCUCGUUCGUGGGCCACAUCCCCCUGCUGCAGUUCUUCAUCGGUCGUGUCAUUACUGGCAUUGGCAACGGCAUGAACACAUCGACCAUUCCCACAUAUCAGGCCGAGUGUUCCAAGACCAGCAACCGGGGUCUCCUCAUCUGUAUUGAAGGUGGUACCAUCGCCAUCGGUACGGCGAUUGCCUACUGGAUCGACUUUGGCGCCCACUAUGGCCCGCCUGACCUCGUUUGGCGAUUCCCCAUCGCCUUCCAGAUCAUUUUCGGUAUCAUCAUCAUCGUCGGGAUGUGGUUUCUUCCCGAGUCGCCUCGCUACCUCAUUGCCAAGGACCGCAUCGAAGAGGGCGAAUACGUCCUCGCCGCCCUGGCAGGCCGGGAGCUUCACGACCACGAGACCCAGAUUCAGAAGCAGCUCGUCCUAGACUCUCUCCGUGCCUCGGGCGCUCUCGGCAAGAAGACCAGCUACCGUGAUCUGUUCACCGGUGGUCCCAGCCAGCAUUUCCGCCGCAUGGUCGUCGGUUCUUCGUCGCAGGUCUUCCAACAGCUCGGAGGUUGCAAUGCCGUUAUCUAUUAUCUGCCCCUGUUGCUAAAGCAGAACCUUCAUCAAGAUAAUGACAUGGCCCUGCUGAUUGGUGGUAUCAACAUGAUCGUUUACGCCAUCUUCGCUACCUUCUCCUGGUUCUUCAUUGAGCGCAUCGGCCGUCGCAAGCUCUUCCUCGGCGGCUCAUUCGUACAGACCGUUGCCAUGGUCAUUACCUUUGCUUGCCUGAUCCCCGGCGAUGAGCAGAGCUCCAAGGGCGCCGUCUUCGGUCUCUUCCUGUACAUGGCCGCCUUCGGCGCCGCCUGGCUCCCCCUCCCAUGGUUGUAUCCCGCCGAAUUGUCCCCCGUCCGCACCCGCGCCAAGGCCAACGCCAUCUCGACCUGCAACAACUGGCUAUUCAACUUCACCGUCGUCAUGAUCACGCCCGUGAUGGUUGACGCUAUCGGCUGGGGAACCUAUCUCUUCUUCGCCGCCUGGAACGCCCUGUUCAUCCCCGUGAUCUGGUUCUUCUACCCGGAGACCGCCAACCGCAGUCUGGAAGAAAUCGAUCUCAUCUUCGCCAAGGGCUACUGCGAGAACAUUAGCUAUGUCCGCGCCGCGAAGGAGCUACCCAAGCUGACGGACGACGAGAUUGAGGGCGAAGCCGCCAAGUACAACUAUACCCCCGAGACGGAAGCAGAGGUCGAAAAGGGCCGCGUUGGUGAGAUUUCGCCUACAGGCAGCGCCAGCUCUGCUUGA